Trifolium pratense (red clover) is the source of this 1677-nucleotide messenger RNA. RefSeq names its product mogroside IE synthase-like. The record is from RefSeq and is a predicted model, not a curated record. Bases 152 to 1540 code for a protein of 462 amino acids. The transcript has 2 exons. NCBI's taxonomy places the organism in Eukaryota, Viridiplantae, Streptophyta, Magnoliopsida, Fabales, Fabaceae. Gene Ontology annotation, molecular function: UDP-glycosyltransferase activity.
GGAGCCACCUAAAAGAUGAAGGGACGCCACUCCCACUGGCAUAAGUACGAAUGAUAUAUCAUAUAUGUACUAGAAAUUAAACAUUUGUAUGAUAAGAAAAUCAUAGGAAAAAAAGAGCAAACAAGAGGAAAAAUAUACUUAUCAAGAAGAAAUGGAUAAGAAAAUCAUAGGAAAAAAAGUGCACUGUUUAGUGUUACCAUAUCCAGGACAAGGUCAUGUAAAUCCAAUGCUUCAAUUCUCAAAACUCUUACAACAUGAAGGAGUAAAAGUGACAUUAGUGACCACACUUCACUACCGUAAGACCUUGCAAAGUGUACCACCUUCCAUUGCAAUCGAAACCAUUUCUGAUGGAUUCGAUAAUGGCGGUGUUGAAGAAGCAGGGUCACAAAAAAUCUAUUUGGAUCGAUUUUGGCAAGAAGGACCAAAAACUCUUGCUGAACUUAUUGAAAAACUUGGUAUAUUAGGUGACAAAGUUGAUUGUGUUAUUUAUGAUUCUUUUUUUACUUGGGCUCUUGAUGUUGCUAAGAGAUUUGGAAUUAUUGGUGUUUCUUAUCUUACUCAAAAUAUGUCUGUGAGUAGUAUUUACUAUCAUGUUCAUCAAGGAGAGCUUAAAGUUCCACUCAUAGAUGAAGAUGAGAUUUUACUUCCUUUGUUGCCUAGAUUUGAAGUUGGGGACAUGCCUUCAUUUUUCUUAGCAGGAGGAGAGAAUCAAGUUUUGCUUGAUAUGUUGGUGGGUCAAUUCUCUAAUAUUGACAAAGCUGAUUGGAUUUUAUGCAAUACAUUUUAUGAUAUGGAAAAAGAGAUAGCCGAUUGGACAAUGAAUAUUUGGCCAAAAUUUAGGUCCAUUGGACCAUCAAUACCAUCGAUGUUUUUAGAUAAACGACUCAAAGAUGAUGAAGAUUAUGGUGUUGCACAAUUCAAGACUAAUGGAAAAUAUAUGGAAUGGCUAAACGAAAAGCCAAAAGGUUCUGUUGUUUAUGUUUCUUUUGGAACUAUGGUAAGUCUUGAUGAAGAGCAAGUACAAGAAUUAGCUUACGGUUUGAGAGAUAGUGGAAGCUACUUCUUAUGGGUCGUUAGAGCUUCUCAAGAGACUAAACUCCCAAGAGAUUUUGAAAAGGAAUCAAAAAAAGGCUUAGUAGUGACAUGGUGCUCUCAACUAAAAGUUCUAGCACAUGAGGCUAUAGGGUGUUUUUUUACACAUUGUGGAUGGAAUUCUACAUUGGAAGCAUUGAGCUUAGGAGUUCCAACUAUUGCAAUACCACAAUGGUCCGAUCAAGCCACCAAUGCGAAGUUUAUUGUCGAUGUUUGGAAAUUUGGAAUUAGAGCUCCAAUUGACGUGAAAAAGAUUUUGAGGCAAGACAAAUUGAAGGCAUGUAUAUUGGAAAUAAUGGAGAGUGAGAAAGGCAAAGAGAUUAAGAGCAAUGCCACAAAAUGGAAGAAUUGGGCUGUUGGAGCUUUUGGUGAGGGUGGAAGUUCUCAAAACAACAUUGUAGAAUUUGUGACCAGCUUGUUCAAUGAGGUGCAUGGACUCACCAAUUAAUUAAUCUAGUAUUUGUGUUUUUUGUCAAGUAGUCUAUUGCCUAGACUCUCAAACAUUUUAAAUGUGGAGAAAUGUGAAAUCCGGAAUUCAAACCUCGGUCACUCCAAUAAUAUUCAUAAUAAUUAUCAUUUGAGCUA